AUGCGGCCGCAUUUCUCGUUAGGACCCUUCCUCGGGGUGUUCCUGACCCUCGUCUUUGCCACCAUCGCUGCCAAAGGCCACACCGUCAUCGUUUACCCCGGAUGGAGAGAAAACAACUUGCAUAGCAAUGGAACGGUCGAUGAGACUAAUGGUGCCGGUGUUGCGAUCAGAGCGAACAGUUCAGAGCUUCUAUAUCCUUACGGAAUGCAAUGGAUCUAUCCAUGCGGCGGAACGGUCACCAGUACAAACCGGACCAAAUGGCCAGUCAACGGUGGUGCCCUCUCGUUCCAGCCUGGAUGGUUCCCCGGCCACAAAACCGCCCUCAUUUACGUAAACCUUGGAAUGGGGACAACACCAUUGAACAUGAGUCUUCCUAUGGUUCCUCCGUUCCAGAUCACCGGUCCUACCGUUGCGCCGUAUCCAGGAACGUUCUGUCUACCCCAGGUUCCACUACCUGCCAACAUCAGCGUCAAAGUAGGCGAUAAUGCUACUAUCCAGGUUGUUGAAGCAGCUCGCCACGGUGCCGUGCUCUACAAUUGUGUCGACAUCACCUUUGCUGAACCUGAAGACGUCGAGCCAGUCACAAGAGAUAACUGCUUCAACUCGACCAACAUCACUGCCAGCACCAUCUAUGCCAUCCCAGAUAAGCCAACCAACGCUGCUCAUACCACGGCAAUUUUCACCGCUCUCGGUGUGAUGCCACUUAUCCUCGCCGGAUACUACUUUAGCAUCAUGUUCUAA
Molecule: messenger RNA, 741 nt
Organism: Microsporum canis CBS 113480
Lineage: Eukaryota; Fungi; Ascomycota; Eurotiomycetes; Onygenales; Arthrodermataceae
Exons: 3
Coding region: 1-741 (246 amino acids)
Source: RefSeq, a predicted model, not a curated record